Cynara cardunculus var. scolymus (artichoke) is the source of this 906-nucleotide messenger RNA. Its product is annotated as zinc finger BED domain-containing protein RICESLEEPER 1-like. The transcript has 2 exons. The record is from RefSeq and is a predicted model, not a curated record. Gene Ontology annotation, molecular function: DNA binding. Lineage: Eukaryota; Viridiplantae; Streptophyta; Magnoliopsida; Asterales; Asteraceae. Bases 1 to 906 code for a protein of 301 amino acids.
AUGGAGGGUGAGACARUUGGUAAGGUUAUCGAGACUUGUUUGCUUGGUUGGGGAUUAGAAAAAGUUCUUAGUGUGACUGUUGAUAAUGCAUUUGCCAAUGAUGUGGUUGUUGGUUAUGUAAAGAAAAGGAUUAAUGCAUGGAAAGGCUUGGUUCUUGAUGGUGAGUUCAUCCAUUUGGGAUGUGGUGCUCACAUACUAAAUUUGGUUGUGGGUGAUGGGUUGAAGAAGUUGCAUGACUUAAUCGUUGUCAUUUGUAAUAGUGUGAGAUACAUCCGAUCAUCUUCUUCAAGUUUACAUAAGUUUGAUGCUUGUGKUGAAAGGGGAAAGAUCACUUACAAGGGUGGGUUGGUCUUAGACGUGCCUACAAGAUGGAAUUCAACUUUUAUGAUGUUAGACGUGGCACUUGAAUUUGUAAAAGCUUUUGCAAGUUAUGAAGACGRAGACGAUAAGUAUUUGAGUCACUUUCUAAAAGAUGAGCAUGGGAAAAAGAGAGUYGGACCACCUAGGAGUAUUGAUUGGAAGUGUGCUUCAGCUUUUGUUAAAAUUCUCUCCACUUUUUAUGAAGGUACUUUAAAGUUUAGUGCCACUUUGCAUGUCACUUCUAACAACUUCUAUCAUCAGAUUURUGAGAUCCAUACACACUUGAAUUCUUUGAGUCAAAGUAAUGAUUCUAUAUUAUCUACUAUGGCCAAGAAGAUGAAGACUAAGUUUGAGAAAUAUUGGRGGGAUCCACAUAACAUCAAUCCGAUGUUGUUUUUCUCUGUUGUACUCGAUCCAAGGUAUAAGAUGAAAUAUUUGAAGUUUCUUUUUGAAUGCCUUUAUGGUAGUCAAAAUGUUGCCAAGGUUACUAUGAAGGUGGAACAAAACGUUAAAGUCUACAAUAUUGAGUUCGGAGGUGGUGAAUAA